Molecule: messenger RNA, 2868 nt
Organism: Caenorhabditis remanei
Lineage: Eukaryota; Metazoa; Nematoda; Chromadorea; Rhabditida; Rhabditidae
Exons: 7
Coding region: 1-2868 (955 amino acids)
Biological process (GO): embryo development
Molecular function (GO): protein binding
Source: RefSeq, a predicted model, not a curated record
AUGGAUCUCAAAAAAGACCCAAAAAAGUUACCACUGCUGAAACUUCCAUUUCUGGCACAACGACUUGUAUUGUUUCAGACUGAACCAAUUGAGAUCGUGGAGAUGAGUUUCUUAUCAAAGCGAUUGAAAAGGACAAUACAAAGUUCAAAACCUCGAUUGGAGUUUAUCAAUUACUACUUCACCAUUCCUGAAAAAAUGGAUAUCAGCGUUCAGAGUUCUUUGAGCACUCAAAAUCAAGUUCUGUUCAAUUUCAAAAAAGAACUGGAAAACGGUCAAAAGAGGAUGAUGAAUGGAAAAGAGACAAUUCUGACUAGAAAUCGUCAGUCUUUCACUUUGAAAUGCGAACAAAAGGUACAGAAAAGUGCUGAAAAGUGCGAAUUCUUGAUUCAAUACCUGAAAGAUUUGUUCACAGUCAACAACACAUGCUUGCAAUGUUAUUUGAUUUUUCCAAAAUUUUCAUUCUAUGAACGAAUCAAGCCUAACCAAGUGGAACUCAAAAAAGUUCAUUUGAGUGUUGAAGAUGGAAGAAAGUUGUUAGGAGAUCAUACAUUGAAACGGUUGAAGUUUGAUGAAUCGAAAGUUCUAACCGAUGGAAAGCAACAUUUCCAGUUGAAUGUUCGAUCACUAUUCAUUCUUCAAAAAAAUGAGUGGCUUGCCUUUUCAUCAUUCCUAACAAUGAAAUGUGAAGUUAUUUGUUUGACUCUCAACACGGCGCCUAUCGACCCGACCGAUUUGUCCUCUCUUGUCCUAGCUUGGUACAAUGGAAAACUGGAAAAUCUCAAGAUAUUCGAGAUGACUCUAGACUGCGAAGCCAUGGAAGAAUCGUUCAGAAACCAAGUGUUUGCCAUUCUAGAUGGAGCAAAUGUUGUCCUAGAAAAGGCUAGUAUUUCAUCGUCUAACAGUAAUAACAACGAGUUUAUGAAAUUGGUACCAAGAGGAGAAGCAAGAAACCGAUCGAUAGUUCGAAUGAAUCUGUUUGGAAUCGACGUAGAGUGUUGCAUGGCAACUAGGAAUCACCCAUUCUUCAUACUAUGCAAUCAACAAGACGGAGAGCGAAUGUUACAGACCAUCCACAACUAUUUCAGAGGGUUUUUCGGAUCAUCUAUUGAGUAUCACUUAGAAAGUCUUUGUUUGGACUAUUUACCUAGACUGGAGAACAUCAAGUAUAGUUAUAUUUGUUUCCGGAAUGAAGGAGUAGGUACACAAUUGUGGGAUGGGUACUUAACUGUCUCACCCUCCCAGGAAUAUAUUCGAUUGAAUGGAAGCGGAAUUUUUGAAAACGAACAAAGUCUGAAACUGGCUCAGACCACAGUGCUUGAUAUAUGGAUUACGGAAAGUAGAGCUGGAGAUAUUUUGAGAAAUUUCAAGGGAAGACAACUGUUUAUAACUGAUGGAAUAGUCACAGAUGAUGAUAUCAUUCAGUUUCUGAACAGUUGGAAAUCAAGUCAAACACAUCAAAAAUUGGAGUUCUUGAGUAUAUAUCGCGGGGAAGUAAAUGAUCUAAAUCCAGAAAACAUAAUGAGAAAUAUUGACAUCAAACAAUUUGAUGCAAAUCAGGAGAUUCCGAAAUAUCGUUAUGACAGAAGAAAAGGAUGGGGUAAAUGCGACUGGAAAAUAGAAGAAUUCAGUAGUCCAAACUUCAUAAUUCGUGAUGCUGAUCAACACGUGGCAUCACUGAGAAUCACUACUAGAGGAAUCCAAUUAGCUUCCUGGAGAAUGACAGAAGAAGAGGUUAUGAGAGGAAGAAUUCAGAAGAAUUUCCAGAAAACUCCACUCCAAAAGGCAGAUCCUCCCAGAGACUCCAUAGAAGUUUCAAAAUUUUCAUGGUUGAUUCAACGAGAGAUCUUGUCAAGCAUGGAAUUGGUGGAUCUGUUGAUGAUGGCUUCUUGUUCUCAGAAAUUCUAUCAAAAUAUAAAAUCAUUGAUGAGGAACCGUUUCGACAAGAUAAUUUCAAUCACUUAUGAGUGGAGACCGCCGUCGUAUAUCAAUAUUUCAUCAUCUAGUAGUGGAGACAGUCCAUUUAUGAGUAUCAAUAUGAGACAUGAACUCAGAGGUCGUCCUCUUAUCCCAAUGAAUCUACUCGGAAUGGAUUUAGAAGUGAGUAUGCAAACCAGAAAACACCUCCUGAUGGUACUAUACGAAUUGGAACAGGAACAAACACUACUUCCAUAUAUCCAUGAUUAUUUCCUUGACUUCUUUGGUUCAUCCAUCAAAUAUCAGUUAAAUGUUAACAACCUGACGCCACCAUUUUCAAAACUAAAGAAUAUUACUAGUACAGAUGUGGCGAGUGACCUAGGAGUUGCUGAUUUCCACGAUUUUCUGAAGAUCUCUCCUAAUCAGGAUUUUAUCAGACUUUCUGAGUUAGAAAGCGCGUUGCUUGGAAGAAAUUUGGAAUUUGCUAGGACGAAAGUUUUAGAAAUUGAAACAAUGUCUUCCUUGGCAGAUGACAUUUUAUCCAAUUUCGAAGGUAGACAGUUGUUUAUUGACGAAGGAGUUAUAAGCGAUACUGCGAUCAUUCAGUUUCUGAAUAAUUGGAUAUCAGAUGAAGGAUAUUACAAUAUAGAGUAUUUGAGCAUAUCUGUCACGGUAUUUAGACAUCCUCUCAAUCCGAAUCAAAUAAUGAAUAGAAUCCCAAUCAAUCGAUUGGACUCAUCUGAUAAACUGCCAGUUUAUCAAUUUGCUAGGAAAGGCCACUAUCGGAAAUGUACUUGGGGAGUUCACAAAUUCAGCAGUCCAGAUUACAUUGUUCGAGAUCCGGAUCAACACGUGGCAUCCAUAAGAAUUGCAGAGAACAAUAUAACUUUUGCCGCGUGGAAUAUGACUGAAAAAGAGUUUUUGGAGAAACGCCCCGUCAAGAGAUUCUAUUGA